UUUGUUCACUUAAAUCCAAAGUCUCUUUCUUGCUCUGUGUGUGUCUCUGAAAAUUGCGCUCAGGCUGUUCUAUUAUUUUUCCCAAAAGGUAAAAAACAGGUGUGUCUUCCUGAUGUCGCUGAGCUAUAGAGGAUUUUAUGGGAAAACAAAGGACAGAGAUUGAGGCUGAAGCUCACACUUGGCUCAGAGGAGCCUGGCACUUGCUUUCCUUCAGGUUCUGCAAUAAAAUAUUGGGUGAAAUGCCAUCCCUGGGCAUUACAGUCUUCUGCUUUCUGCUUCUAAUUGUCACCACGUCUACUCAUGCUUUGAUAGAAGUUAAUUUUGACCCAUUCGACUAUCCCUCACCUGACGGUGAAAAUGGAACAGAAGAGAACGUCCCAACAGAGCUGCACAGGCAGAAGCGACAGGUCGCUACAUUUGGCCUUCCCCCUAUGGAAUACAAGAUUGACAUUGAGAUCAGUUAUACAGAUCCAUCUCUCUUGGAAGCCAUCAAAGAUUAUUUCAAGAAUCUUAGUUUUCCAGUCAUAGUAAACACCUUAGAUGCAGCAAUGAACAUUUCAAGCCUCAAUGUUACUACAGUAUGCAGUCUCACCAGUAAUAAUGAGACCCAUUGUUCUUGUGAAAGUGGGUACAGAUGGCCAGCUUCAGUGUGCAGUGCCAAGUCAAUCUGUCCUAGUACCAUCCCAACACAAGAGGAGAUCUGUGACUGUAUCACACAGGUGCCUUCCCAAGGACCCUAUUGUCAGCUUCAGUCUGAAGAUCAAACCAACUUCUCUGUGUCCCCUGAGGACAUUUUCCAGGGGGAUACAGUAAAAAUGAAGUGUGUGAUACCAUUGGAUACAGGGAAUGUGACCUGGUAUCAUUCUGGAAGUCUAAUCUUGAAUAGAGUCCGGCAUUCAAUAUCUACAAUAAUUAUAGAAAAAACAACAACGUCAAUUCUGAAAAUUACCAAUGUUACACAGGAUGAUACCGGUCCUUAUACUUGCGUUUUCAUAGACAGCAGUGUGAGCUCCACAUGGGAAUUUAAAGCAACACGCAAUAUAACAGUAGCUCCAAUAAACAUCAUGCAAUCAGGAGACACUAAGGUUAUAUGUAACGGUACCAAAGUAUCGCUGAGCUGCUGCAUCGAUGGAAAUAUACAAUACUUUAAUACUACCUGGACACCAAAUACAGGAACCGCCAGUUUAACUCCAAACUGUACUGAGUACACUCUCCAAGCCAGUCCUUUUCAGUGCCCAAACCCACCUGAUAAUGAGAUAACGUACACAUGUGAGCUGAGCACGGGGAAUGGCGCCAUCAGAAGUAAAACCAUCAAUGUGAUAUAUUCACCAGGAGCAAAUCUAACAAUAUCUCCAAGCACAAAUGUUUCUGAGGGACACAGUUUUAAUCUAACAUGCACCAGUGAUGUGAGCAAUUGCGAUAAUCUCACCUGGAAAAUCCAGUCUCAGAUGAUAGACUCUCGGCUAUACAGCUGUAAGGUGGAAUCCCCAAGCAAAGCCAUGUCCACACUCACAGUGAACUCUGCCACUCAGGCCUGGAAUGGCACCUAUACUUGCACAUUAUUUCAGAAGUCUUUGUCAAGUUCUGCUAGUACAACAGUUGAGAUUGUUCCUCUGCCUCUGAAAAAGAAUAUUGUACUGGAUCCCAUUCAAGGAUUUAUACAAUGCAAUGUACCUCAGGUGCUAAAGUGCUGCAUAAAUGGAACAGAAAAUUAUGACGUUACAUUCACAGUUCAACAAAGGGAAUGUAAGAGUGUGAAAAACACACAAGGAAACCAAGUGUGCUACACAUGCAAUUACACAGAAAGGUGCAACUCAAAGUCAAAUGUCGUGGCAUUUUGUACCUUUGGUAACCGCAUUCAAGAUAACGUCACAAGUUCACCUAUGAAUCUAAGUAUUAUACUAGAAAAUGAAGUUACGUGCUCAGGCAGCAUUGGUGUGGGGUGGCAAGGAGCACAGAUAACAAAACCAUGCCCAGCCUCUCAAGGUGUGAAUGGUAUAAGCACCACCCGUAGAGGGACUGUAGUCUAUGUGUGUAACAACACCGACUGGAAGGUUGCUAGAAACAGCUGCAUAUCUGACCAAAUAAACACACUGCUCAGUGGUGCUGAGUCUUUGGUGUAUGACCCACAGGCAGAAGAACAGCUUCCCACAUAUCUUGAGACUCUUCAUAAUACUACACUAAAGGAACAACAAGAAAUAAACACUUCACCUGCCAACCUGGUGGCAGUAAUUAGCAUUCUGGAUUUGGUUUCAAAUAUCCCAACAGACGCAGAGCCACGCGCAAUGGAAAAUUUCCUCUCUACAGUGAACACUAUUGUCAACAAUUCCACUAUACCUGCCUGGAAAGAUCUGAACAAUCAGCAAACAGAGAACAGUUCUCGGUUACUGGAUUCAGUGGAGAAAUUUUCCCGGUCCCUCCGACCAAUUAAUAAUACCAUUCCUUUGAUCACCAACACCAACGUUCAGCUGCAAGGUAUAGUUAUCACAGAAAAUAGCACGUGGGACUAUAAUAAGAGCUUUACUUUCUCCAAUUCAGCAAACCUCAGCGGUAAUGUGCUAAUUAAUAGAAAUAACAUUAAGAACUUGACAGAAAAGUUGACCAUCAUCACCGUGGCUUUCUCAACCCUCAGAUAUAUUCUGCCCAACCUCAAUGAGACAGCUAAGGAUGUGAAUGGCUUGGUGAUGAUGACAACAACGAACAGCGUGGGCUCUCAGGUCUCAGAGAUCUCUCUGACAUUUGCCAAAAGCAAUUCUUCCCUGAAAGAUCCCCAGUGUGUCUUCUGGAACUUCUCUCACUUUGCUGCUGUAGGAGGAUGGGAUGACACUGGUUGUCAUCCGAAGGAUGAAGAAGACUAUGUCAUUUGCACCUGCAAUCACUUGACUUCGUUUUCAAUUCUGAUGUCAUUCGACCAGGGGUCCUCCCCUUCUGGAGGCGAACUGCAGUCACUAGAUUACAUUACCUACAUCGGCCUGAGCAUUUCCAUAGUGAGCUUGAUGAUCUGCAUAUUAAUUGAAUCCCUGGUAUGGAAACAUGUGACCAAAAACAGAACCUCCUACAUGCGUCACGUCUGUAUAUUGAACAUAGCUGUGUCUCUUCUGAUUGCAGACAGCUGGUUCAUUGUCACUGCCUUCAUACAAGACAAAAAGGAGCUAGUGAAAGGGAAUGUCUGCAUAGCUGCCACCUUUUUCAUCCACUUAUUCUACCUCAGUCUCUUUUUCUGGAUGCUUGCCCUGGGCCUCAUGAUCUUCUAUCACCUUGUCUUCAUUUUACAUGACACUAGCAAGACCAUCCAGAAAGCUGUAGCAUUCUCUUUGGGAUAUGGGUGCCCUCUUAUUAUAUCAGUCAUCACCAUAGCUGUCACUCAGCCGCAUAACACUUACAUGAGGGAAAAUGCCUGCUGGCUCAACUGGGAGAAGAGCAAAGCUCUCCUUGCCUUCAUUAUACCUGCGCUGAUCAUUGUGGCUGUGAAUUCAAUCAUUGCUGUUGUAAUCCUAGUCAAAAUACUAAGGCCUGCCAUUGGGGAGAAGCCAAGCAAGCAGGAGAGGAGCUCCUUGAUUCAAGCCAUCAAAAAUGUUGCCACUCUGACGCCGCUAUUUGGCCUUACCUGGGGAUUUGGAGUCGCAACCCUUAGCAAUGGCAGCCCAAUAGUAUUCCAUAUACUAUUUACUCUCCUCAAUGCUUUCCAAGGAUUAUUCAUUCUGGUGUUUGGAACUCUCAGGGACAAGAAGGUAAUAGAAGCCUUGCUGAACAAAUAUUCACUUGGAAGAUGGAGUACGCAGCAAACAAAGUCAACGUCCCUGGGUGAUUCUGCCCCUGUGUUCUCGAUGAGCUGUCCAUUCUCAGCAGCACUAAACAACUUAUCUGGCAAAGCAGGAAAAUACAAUAUUUCUUCCACAGAAGCAACAGGUUCGUCUAGUGAGCACACCUCCAGCACAUAUUCUGUGUUUCACUGAUGUGUUGCAAAUGUUGAACCAAGAAUGUGUGAAGGGACCUGGGUCUUUUUGUGAGCCAUACGUCAAAAGAAUGAAAAAAUACUCUAUGAAUCAUAGAGAAGUGGACAUCACCCAGACUGCACUGUGCCUUGGCGUGUUCUUUAACAAGCAUCCCUUCUACUUAACCUGUAUGGAAGUUUCAUGAUGUGGAAUGUUAAAGAGACCACUAAUGCUAAAAAAAUUUUUAAAAUAUUCUGCGUAGGCUCCACUUGAUCUCAGUGACAGUUGAAGGCGGUCAGCAUCAACAUGGAGGUGCUCAGCACUGCACAGAAUUGACAUGACAAUAGACUUCACAUGGUCUUAAUAAUUUCACUUUUCCAAUUUUCUGAAUGAUGCCAAAUGAAUAAAUAUAUGCACAAGUGCAUCCCAGCCCAUCCUCUCCCUCCUACUCACUCCUGUAGGGGGCAGGUGGUUUAGCAGUCUAAAUUUCUUGCUUGAGCUGUCUAGAAUUCCUGGAAUGACAGGUUCAAACCCCAGAUGGGUUAGCUCAGAGUGCUGACCUUCUGAGACCUGGAGUACCCUGAUGAUUACUACAGGGAGGUCUGUCAGAGAAGUGACUUAAAAACCUAAGUG
Molecule: messenger RNA, 4568 nt
Organism: Chelonoidis abingdonii (Abingdon island giant tortoise)
Lineage: Eukaryota; Metazoa; Chordata; Testudines; Testudinidae
Source: RefSeq, a predicted model, not a curated record